Molecule: messenger RNA, 2442 nt
Organism: Elaeis guineensis (African oil palm)
Lineage: Eukaryota; Viridiplantae; Streptophyta; Magnoliopsida; Arecales; Arecaceae
Source: RefSeq, a predicted model, not a curated record
CUUCCCUCUUACCAUCACUGCCUCUUCUACCUUCUCUUAUAACCCAACUCCACUUUGAUCUAUCUCUGUCCCUUCUGUACUUCCAAAUAGGAAAUACCUCACGGCUAGAAUGCAUCCACUUAUGGAAAAAGAGGAGUUCAUUUAUCACUUUCUUACCUGGGAGAAGUAAAAAAUAGUUUUUGCUUAUUUAGGACAGGAGCCCUUCUUUCCCGGGAGGAGAACAAGACGGCCUCUGGUCUGGAGACUUAUAGAUCCACUCCGAAACGUCUUGGACGGAAUCCCAAUACUCUGGCAUCCGGCGACUGAGACGCCCCGAAACCUCCCGCUACGAGCUGUGCUCCGCAGAUAUGCUACAUUAGGGUCUCCACCGCCGCAGCCGCAGUAGAUCGGAGGAGUUCAAGAGAUAGAAGAGAAGAGAAGAGAGGAGAGAAGAAGAGAUGGGGGUUUUUGGAGAGGGGUCGCGGUGGUGCUUCUGUUCGAGGGAAGGGAGGUCGGAGAGAGUCAAAGGUGGCAUCCUUGCCGCUAAAGGCUCCGCCUUCGUCGCCAUCUCCGGCGCCGGCGGUGGAGGUGGCGCGGGGACUGGAUUCCUCAUCCACCGCAACCUCCUUCUCACCACCCACGCCAACAUCCCCUCCGUCGCCGCCGCUGAGGCCGCCGAGAUCCGCGUCUUCCACGGCCGCCUCCCCGCCCGCCUCGUCCCCCAUAGAUUUUUCAUUACCAGUUCUGUUCUUGAUCUUACAAUAGUGGGGUUUGAUACUGUGGAUGCUGACUCAACUUCACAGGGGCAGCAGCCUCAUUACCUGAAGACCUGCUGCAACCCAAGCCUUGAUCUGGGCAGUGUGGUUUACCUUCUUGGGCACACAGACAAAAAGGAGCUGAUGGUUGGCGAGGGAAAAGUAGUGAUAGCCACUGACAAUCUCAUAAAACUCUCAACGGAUGGAGGGACAUGGUGCCCGGGAUCUGCUGGUUUUGAUGUCCAAGGAAAUCUUGCUUUCAUGGUCUGUGAUCCAAUGAAACUUGCCUCAUCUCCUACUGCAAGAUCAUCAUCUGCAUCUUCUUCAUCAUCUCUGUCAUGGAAGAAGGAUUUAUCUAUGCAAUUUGGGAUUCCAAUUCCUAUCAUCUGUGAUUGGUUGAAUCAGCACUGGGAAGGCAGCUUGGAUGAGAUCAGCAAGCCCAAGUUGCCUCUCAUUCGAUUGAUGUCUUCUGGACAGAAGAAUGAACAUUCUUGUACUUCUUUCACCAUGCGUAGGGUAUUCAAGUCCACUGAGGAGGAAUUUGAUGAUGUUUCAUCCUCACAGAUAGCUUCGAAAUCUAUACAUCAGAUUGGAUCGAGUAGCUCAGCUAAUAUAAAAGAUUCCCAAGGGGAAAACCAACUUGUUGAUUUACGUGCAGCCCAUGAGCAGGGAAUUCCAACUCCUGAAAUCUUUGAAUCUCCUAGGCUGACUUCUGGGCCAGUUCAUCAGAAGGAACAUGCCCCAGUCCAGCUCUUGGAUAUUAAUUUCCCUCCUAGAGCUCCCAGAUCUAUUGUUCUACCACUUCCCCUUGAACAGUUGUUCUCUAAUCAAAAUAAUGUUGAAGAACCUAAACUUGGAAAUCCAUCAAGAGAAACUGGUCAUGCAAUGUGGGACGUGCCACAAGCCAAUUCUGAAGCAGAUCAUAAGAUGGUUCCAGUUGGUCCAUGCCCCGAGGAUUGCUACAGUGAGGUGCAGUCCAGUUCAUCUCCAUUGGAGGUUUCAGAAUUUCGAAAUGAGGGGGAUGGGUUGAGCAGUGGGGAGGAAACUAUGUACUCGGCUGAAACUAUGGAGAGCAGAAACUUCCCAAGUCCCAAAGAAAACAAGCUCCAGCACGUCGGCAGGAGCCAAAGCUGUGUGAACUACAGCAGAUGGAAUUCUACUCAGAGGAAUUCAGCAGCACGGAGGUGUGCCUUACAAGAGCAGUGCACUAUAAUCCCUGUGAGAAAGACACGCUCGCAAGCCGUGCCUCAAAGGAGUCAUGAUUAUUUCAGCCCGACUGUCUCCUCGAGCAUGAAGAAGAGGAACAGCACAGAGCAGCCGAUGAGGCCCCGCCAAAGUGUUGUCCUAGUGUCUCCGAGAUGGAUGUUCUGAUCGCUUGUUUAUCAAUGAAGAAAACAGAGAACAACCAAUUCCCUGUAUCUGCUUGGUGUUGUGCCGAACUCUCUGCCACAAAUUGUUUUCUGACAACAAAGUAAGUAAUAUUUUUUUGUGAUUUUAUGUGCAGAAUGUUAAAUGAAUAAACAGAUCCACUCAAGGAUCCAGAUCUGAUGGAUGGAAAUGAGUGUGUUGCAGGGGAUCAUAUUAAAUGGGAAAAUGUAGCAUUGCUUCUUUAUGAUGGAUUUGCCCAUUUCCGGAUCUCUUCUUAGGGAAAGUGUUAGGAUGCACCCAAGUGGUUUUUACUAUGGCAAAAUUUCUCAAACAGCACGCA